AUAAAACUAGUGAGGACAGAGAGUGGGUUUUAGUAUUUUGAUAGCAUAUCCUCACUCAAUGCUUGACCACAGGCUGUUCCAGAUGCACCAUGGUUCUUUACGCUUUUCUUCUUCUCCUUUGUAUCCCUUUGGCUGGUGGGAUGGAGAGUGGUAUUAUUGGUGGAAAAGAGGCUAAACCUCAUUCCAGACCAUACAUGGCAUCUAUUCAGAUUAAAAAAUACAACAAACAUCACACAUGUGGAGGGAUGCUGAUCAGAGAGGAUUAUGUACUGACAGCGGCCCACUGUUUCAAGCGCAGUGACUACUCUGGUCAGGACUACUUGGAGGUUGUUCUGGGAGCUCACAACAUCAAGAAGGACGAGAAGAGCCAGCAGAGAAUCCCAGUGAUAGAAUACAUCCGACAUCCUAAGUUUCAACAUAAAAAUGAAAAUAAUAAUGACUACAGCUAUGAUAUCAUGCUACUAAAGCUGAAGAACAAAGCCAAGCUGAAUAAAUAUGUGAAAGUUAAGCCUCUUCCUAAGAAAAAUGGAAAAAUACCAGCUAAUGUUAAAUGCUCCAUUGCUGGUUGGGGGUCAAUAAACCCAGAAGACAAAGUGGGGUCAAAUGUGCUGCGGGAAGUCACUCUUAAACUGCAGAAGAACUCAGUAUGUGAAAGAUUGUGGCAGCACUACUUCAACUCUGAGAGAAUGAUCUGUGGUGUUUCAGAUGGGAAACAUGCUUUUUGUCAGGGUGAUUCAGGAAGUCCUCUUAUCUGCAAUAACAUACCACUAGCAAUUGCUUCAUAUACCUAUGGUGGUAACUGUGCAAAUAUGGAGUAUCCUCAAGCUUAUGUAAACAUAUCCUACUUUCUCCCCUGGAUUAAAAAGAAGAUUGGUUAAAUAAAUAAAAGAUAAAUUGGGUUCCUACGUUAAAGGGGUAGUUUUUUGUUCACUUCUAGAGUUACCUUAGUUUUAUUUUGUUCUUAAGUCUGUUAAUUACUUGUUCCUGCUCCAACUGUCAAAACCUCAGUGCAUUUGUGUUUAGCCAGUUUGAGAUUAUUAAAAUAAAAUUCACUUCAAUAUUCAUUAAACUGUCUGUUUCGAUGACCAGAUGUAUGAGAUGACAAAGAGAAGAAUGCUUAUUUAUGUAGUGGGAUAAACAGAAAACACCCAUUCAUAAAUAAUAGUUAUGUAAUAUAAAUAUAAAUAUAACAGAACAAAAUAGAUUGCUUUCACUGAGUGUUUUUCAUAGUUACUUUAACUGUCUUGGGGUUUGUGUGCGAUUGUUUGAUAAACAUUAAAUAAAGUCUGUUCCUGCUA
Messenger RNA from Ctenopharyngodon idella (grass carp), 1298 nucleotides. Its product is annotated as granzyme B-like. Bases 90 to 878 code for a protein of 262 amino acids. Gene Ontology annotation, biological process: proteolysis. The record is from RefSeq and is a predicted model, not a curated record. The transcript has 5 exons. Lineage: Eukaryota; Metazoa; Chordata; Actinopteri; Cypriniformes; Xenocyprididae. Gene Ontology annotation, molecular function: serine-type endopeptidase activity.